Molecule: messenger RNA, 699 nt
Organism: Synchiropus splendidus (mandarinfish)
Lineage: Eukaryota; Metazoa; Chordata; Actinopteri; Syngnathiformes; Callionymidae
Product: T-cell surface glycoprotein CD3 zeta chain-like
Exons: 7
Coding region: 85-393 (102 amino acids)
Biological process (GO): cell surface receptor signaling pathway
Cellular component (GO): Fc-epsilon receptor I complex
Molecular function (GO): IgE receptor activity
Source: RefSeq, a predicted model, not a curated record
GCCUCUUCCUGCGAACGCAGCAGAGAAGAAACCCACUCAGAAGAGAACUGUUCUAGGUUGUAGCGGAGAGACAGAGAAGCAGGCAUGAACAUGUUCAAGUCAUGUCUGCUGAUGGAGCUGCUGGUGCCGGUGACAUGUUCAGGCACGAGUCUGGCGCACCAAAACACCUGCUACAUUCUGGAUGGGAUCCUGAUUGUUUACUGCAUUGUGGUCACAGCGCUGCUCUUCAGAGAGAAGAUGUCAAACCCUCCAUUGGGUGAAGAGCAGGAUGAAGGAGGCGAAGGCCUGUACCAGGAACUCGUGAGAGAAGGAAAUGCAGACCAGUACGAGGUGCUCAAUCCUCUGAGGGCGAGAGCCACAAAGGAGAAGACCAAGUCGACCGAAGACAAGUAGCUGGACCCCAGAACCUUUUCAUCUCACUGACUUCCUGUGCGUCCAACCUGUGGCGGGCGGUCUGUGGUUUGCAUCGGCGACCUUUGACCUGGACUUGCACGAGCUCAGCCUACCAUCUGUAUGUUUCUAGUAGAGUCAUGUUCCUUAUGAUGUUGAUCGGAGGCAGGCUGUGUACAAGUGGGAUCAAAACUACAGAAGAAAUUGCAUUUUGUCAUUCAUUACUAAUUAUAACCAUUAGAAUUUUUAGGCCUUUAUUUUUUUUUUAAUUGAAUGAAAAAGAUAGGUAACGCUCAUUUUAACAGUAUG